CAGUUUUGUCUCAUGUCUGUUUUCUGUUUCUUUGCGAAGUGUCGUUGGCGAAUUGAUAGUGCGUUGUAGCUUGAGCAAUUUAAUAUUUCGUGAAAACUUAGGAAUAAAUUAAACAAUUUUUCAAGAUUUAUUCGUGGAAAAAUAGGAAUUUUACAACGAACCGAAUUGCAAAGUUUAAACGAAUCAUAGGAAUAAACCAUAGAAUAUUAGAGUAAGCCACCUUAAUAUUUUAAACACCAAGACAUAAAUAAAAUAUUAUGGAUAUAACUCCGGGUCGUGCCCCAUUUACUGAGGAUGAAGAUUAUACACCAUUGCGAAAGCCAAAGUCGGCCAGCAAUACACCAACACACGGCGCUACGUCGCAUUCGCUAACUGCGAAUCCCACUGACGCUUAUGUACGCACCGUGUCGCCAUCAAAACUGUCACCGUACGCUAAAGAGUUCGUGCCGCGCUUCGGUGGCAGCGGUAGCAACUCGGCGGUUGGAGCUCAAGAGCGGUUAGAACGUCAUCAACAACAGUACAAUCAGCAAAACUAUCAACAAUAUCAGCAGCAACCGGCGCGUCUACAACGCUACUCAAAUGGUUACCAACAUAAUCAUAAUCUUAGCCAUAAUCAGCAACAAUACGGUCAACAAAUCACCUCACUGACUGCGUCUGUGCAGGAGCGCUUGAAGAUAGGAGCUGGUGCCAGCAGUAGUGGGAGUAAAAAUACUGCCAAUAAUUAUUACAACCAACAACAACAACAACAUCAACAGCAUCAACAUCAACACCAUCCCAGACAUAACAAGCAUCAUAAUAAUCAACAGUCGCAACAUCAUCAUAAUCAGCAUCACGGUGGACAAGGCCGCUACCAACGACACAAUAAUGCCGGUGCAUCCAGUUCAACUGCCGGCAGUGGUAAUACCGGGUCAGAUGUGGAAAUGAUUGCACUUGACUAUUUGCAGACCGUCAUUCAAUGUCUUAAUCAAAAUCCUGGCCAAUUUGACACAAUUGCCACGCGGUUUCUUACCAUAUUUGAGGGAAUGGAGAAUAACCAAUAUGUACUCUCGAAUGCCAUGGAAGACAUUUUUAAUGAAUCUAUACAGAAUCCCAACUUCCGCUACAUGGGCGCCAAGCUCUACAACCUUUUGCACAUGCUCAACUUAAAGAAAGACUCGCUUUUCCACACGCUGCUCAAGUGUAAGCUGGACUACCACCAGCAGGAGGUUUUGCAGUAUAUGCAGAGUAACCAGCAACAAAAAGUGCGUGAAACAGCUCUCUUCCUCGCCGAAUUGUAUAUGCAGUUGCGCGGUGAUGACACUCGUAUCCACCUAAUUGCUGAAAAUAUAGUGUAUUCACUUAAGCAAUUGCUGUCGAAGGAGUCCUCAGACAAUGUCCGUUGCAUUUGCUUAACACUGAAAUUGGCGGGCUAUGAUCUGACUGCGGACUGUCCCACUGAAAUGCGUGAAAUUAUAGAACGUUUAGACGCUGUGAAUGUUAAGUGGCCGGGAAAAUAUCCGCUGGCGGCAAAUGUUAUAUCGUUGCAGAAGAACAACUGGGGUCGAAAAGUGAAUUCGCCAACUGCAGAGGUUGAGGCUGCGGCUACAGCGGCGGCGAAAACUCCCGAACCGUUGCGCAUGAGUGAUGAGCCUAUCUUUUAUGGACCGGAUGGGCGUGAACUUACAGCAGAAGAAACUGACUUUUUAGCAGACGGGGCAGCGGCUAUGCCGGGUAGUGGUUCUACAGAUGAAGACGCUGAUCUCGAUGUUGAUUUGGAUCCCGAAAUGGACGAGGAGACUGAAAAAGCUUACAAAGAGUUUUGCAAGCAAAAUAAUGCCAACACAUAGGUAAAGGCAGAGCAGCUCAACGGCAGUAGAGUAGUUACGCAUAAAAGGCGGAAAAAUAUUGACCAUAUUCCAAAAACUCGAAAUUCAUGCAGCAAGAAACAGUAUGCAUAUAAAAGUAUAGUACCCUGUCAAUGUAUCAUUAAGUGUCUAUCCAAUUUCAAGGCAUUUUAUGUGAAAUUAAUGCUGUGAGAUUCUGGACUUUUUUAGAUAAUUUCUUGGGGGUUGCUUUACAAUUAGGUUGAAAUUACAGUUGUCGCAUGUGAUGCUAAAUCAAAAAGGAAAUAAAAAUUAACUUAAGUAUAACUAAUUUAGAAUUUUAAAAGGGAAAGGACCAUAUAGUAGAAUAGUGAAAGACUACUUUUACUUUUGUGUGAAAUUAUUCAAAAGCGAUCUUGGAUGUGAUAUUAUUAAACGCAUAAAUUAUUAGUUAUUUGGCGAUUGUCUAAUAUGUUUGUUGUAGCUUUCAAUUUAGAUGUAAUAUUUUUUUCAAAUUUGAAAAAAAUUCUAUUACUCAGAACCUUAGCUGAACAUUAAAGACUUAUCUAGAAGCAAAUUCGCGUUUUGGUUUCUUGUUUUUUCGGAUAUCAUGGUAAUAUCUCUUGUCUCAUACGUAUGUUUUCGGAUCCUUUGUUUUAAAUAUACAUACAUAAUAUGUAUUUAUAAUAGGCCUCUAAAUUUUAGUCUUUCAGCGAGUAUUUACAUUCAUUUCCGAUUAGUCAUGUUCUUAAUAAUAAACUCUUAAUACCUCGAAAUUGCUCUAGACUGAUUAGCGAACGGCGAAUGAUUAACUGUAAUUUCAGCUCUCCGAGGGCUAGUUAACAAACGGAACUAAUUGGUCGAUUUUUGUUUUAUUGCCUUCCGAGCUUCCGUUUUGAAUAGGCGUCUAAGAGUUUAUGUUCGUUCUUCGUCACGCCCUCACGUCGUCACUAUGACUUAAUUUUUUAUAUUUUAUAAUAAGCAACUUAACUCAUUUAUUUCCGUUUUGUUUGUUCACGAUCUUCUCUCAAAUUAAUUAGAUGCAUGCACAGUUGGUUAAUUUCUUGCAUUUUAGUUAUGCAUGAUAUUGUACAAUUUUGACUGGAAUUGUAAACGAAAUUAAUUCGAUUUAAUAUUUGAAAUGUUUAACUCGUCUUAUUUCCUUUAUAAAAUGACUAUGUAUGGCUAUAAAAAAUUAAAGCGAAAAAAAGUUAAAAUAAUUUAAAAACGAAAAUUGUGAAAAAAAUAUUAAAUUAGUUGUAAAAUAAAAACAAAAAAACGAAACAAAAAAAU
Molecule: messenger RNA, 3095 nt
Organism: Anastrepha ludens (Mexican fruit fly)
Lineage: Eukaryota; Metazoa; Arthropoda; Insecta; Diptera; Tephritidae
Gene: Paip1
Product: polyadenylate-binding protein-interacting protein 1
Exons: 2
Coding region: 258-1826 (522 amino acids)
Biological process (GO): regulation of translational initiation
Molecular function (GO): protein binding; translation activator activity; RNA binding
Source: RefSeq, a predicted model, not a curated record